CUGUGGCUUGUUUAUUUUUUUGAUUGAUGAUUUGAUUUGAUGAUUAUUGUUUAUUUUAUUAGUGUUUUGCUUUUGAUGUGACGGUGUAUGACGAGUUUGUGGUAUUUGUAAUGAAAUAGUAAUUCUAAUAAGUAUUAAAAAAAUAUUUCAAAAAAAACAUUCUGAAAAUGCAAAGUGCAACAGACAUGAUAACGUCGUUGUUUUGGUUCAACAAAGAGGAUGCUUGCUCUGAAGAAGAAAAUGAUUCUCAGAAUAUAAUUGAGCAGUUUGUGCAGAAUGUAGAAGAUUUUAGUUCUCAGUAUGGAAGCGAAAUAAGUGUGUCCUAUACUGCACUUAAUUUACGUGGCCCGCCUUCCAAUUUUCCAGAUUAUGGAGAUUAUCCUCAGGCCUUUGUUAUGAGAACCUAUGGUACCUGGUGGGAUGAGGCGCCAUCUGUGCAGAAGGACUAUAUGCCACAGAAUAGCAGUGCAAUACCAAGUCAGGAUUUUGUGGAAGUGUCGUUUGAGAGAGCAGUAUAUCCAUUAGAAGUUGCUGUAUUUGAAACAUACAACCCUGGUGCCUUGAUCAGGAUAUGGGCUUUGGGACCCACAUCAUGGAAUCUGUUAUGGGAGGGAGAACCGGAAUAUGCUGGUGACACACCGAGGGUAUUUAGCCCACCUAUUAAGCAAAUAAAGUUUCCUACCAGGAUCUUGAGGCUCGAGUUCAACCAUAGACUACUGCCAUAUUACACAGAGCUAGACGCAGUCCUGUUAAGGGGGAGAGAACCAGCAAAUUUACCGAAAAUGAAGAACAAUUUUGCAUAUUCAACUCUUUUUUACACAAAGAAACCUCGAGUUGAGAAAGGGUUGCUUCUCAACAAAGUUUUAGCGUCCAACCUGCACGAGGGAAUCGGCAACCCUGCCGUGUUGAUGCAACCAGAUAACCUCGCUGCUGGACCUCCUCUAGGUGAUUUUCAAAGGUUGCCGGAUGAAACCAUUCUAUCCGUGAUGAAAUUUUUAGAUAUGCAGUCACUAUGUCGCUGCGCUCAAGUGAACCGACACUUCAGAAGGUUGGCUUCUGACGCUAUCCUCUACAGAAGUAUAGAUCUCCGACCGUAUUGGCAUUGCGUGAGGUCGCAGGUGUUAGCAACGUUGUCGAUUCGAUGCAAAUUCCUACAGAAGCUCGAUCUGUCGUGGUGUGGCAGUCAUUGUAUGAUUCAACCGCAGUAUGUUGUCAAUUUCCUGCAGAACAGUGGCGUUGAACUGACACACCUAAGGAUGAAUUGCUGCAAAUUUGUAGACAAUUCCGUGCUAAGAGCCAUAGUUGACACCUCGUCCAAUUUACAAGAACUAUGUCUCCGCUCAGUAGUGAGUUGCUCGGAAUGGUCCUACCUAGCCUCGCUCAGUCGGCUCAAGCGGCUGGAUAUCUAUCGGACUCACAUCUCCACGUCUGCGGCGGUGGCUAUCAUCUGGUCCAACCCUGGCUUACAGCAUCUCAAUGUUGGCUCAUGUAAAAUGAUAUCAGCAAUGGACGAGGUGGCUCUAGCACUCGGCGCCAAUUGUGCAGAUCUAAAAUCUGUGGACUUCUGGAAGUCGUACUCCUUGACCGCGGUCGGCAUCAGAGCGUUGGGCAACUGCAGGAACCUUCAGGAGUUGGAUGUUGGAUGGUGCCUGCAAGCGGGCGGGUCGGGGGAGUGGCUGGCGGCGCUCUCUGGCGGCGACAUCCGCAAGUUGUUCCUGGGCGCUCUGCGGGGCGUGUGCGACCGGGACCUGCGCGGGCUGCUGCCCAAGAUGCCGCGCCUGGCGCAGCUAGACCUGCUCGGAGUGAGGGCCGUCACGUCUGACAUAUGCUCCGACAUACUAGCGGAAUGUCAAGAACUCAGAUUGCUGGAUGUCAGUUUCUGCGAUCAGAUACAAGAAUCUCAGGUAUUGGAAUGGAGGAAGCAAUAUCCACACGUCAGUAUCAAGAGGUCCUUCCAAGCGGCCAAUCUCAACGCAGCGCCAUACGCUUUGUUCCUAGCGCCGAGCUUUGAGUAAAUGUGUUCGGCCGUGACUGGAUACCUACUGGCAGGUUUAUCGCUAUCCGAUUUACGUUACGGUACCUAUCAUUAAUUGACACAUCACGCGACGUCGCGUGAAGCAGAAUGUAUAAUAAGCGGCCUGUAAGUUGAACUAUAUAUAGCGUAUUUUUUAUAGUGCUAACAUGCGACCAACGAGAUAUUUCGUGAAAAGAAAUAGACAAAUUUCAACCGGUCGCGGUGCAACCGAAAAUACCGCUAUCUCUUUGAUG
Bicyclus anynana (squinting bush brown) is the source of this 2268-nucleotide messenger RNA. It is a transcript of the gene Fbxl4, whose product is annotated as F-box/LRR-repeat protein 4. Bases 168 to 2015 code for a protein of 615 amino acids. NCBI's taxonomy places the organism in Eukaryota, Metazoa, Arthropoda, Insecta, Lepidoptera, Nymphalidae. The transcript has 13 exons. Gene Ontology annotation, molecular function: protein binding. Gene Ontology annotation, cellular component: SCF ubiquitin ligase complex. Gene Ontology annotation, biological process: SCF-dependent proteasomal ubiquitin-dependent protein catabolic process. The record is from RefSeq and is a predicted model, not a curated record.